GACUGUGACCGCUCUUACGAUGGAGGGAAGCCGGCUGACGAAAGUAUCUCGACCCUACAAGAUCAGCGAGUCUUCAAAGGUGUACCACUGGGCUGAGCACUCGACCACAGUGCUGCAGCGGCUGAAUGAGCAGCGUCUGCGGGGCCUCUUCUGUGACAUCGUCCUGGUGGCCGACGAGCAGCGCGUGCCGGCCCACCGCAACCUGCUGGCCGUGUGCAGCGACUACUUCAACUCCAUGUUCACCCUGGGCAUGCGCGAGGCCUUCCAGAAGGAGGUGGAGCUGAUCGGCGCCUCCUACAUCGGCCUCAAGGCCGUGGUGGACUUCCUGUACGGCGGGGAGCUGGCCCUGGAUGGCGGCAACAUCGACUACAUCCUGGAGACGGCCCACCUGCUGCAGAUCUGGACUGUGGUGGAUUUCUGCUGCGAGUACCUGGAGCAGGAGGUGAGCGAGGACAACUACCUGUACCUGCAGGAGCUGGCCUCCAUCUACAGCCUCAAGCGGCUGGACGCCUUCAUCGACGGCUUCAUCCUGAGCCACUUCGGCACACUGUCCUUCACCCCCGACUUCCUGCAGCACGUCUCCAUGCAGAAGCUCUGCGUGUACCUGAGCAGCAGCGAGGUGCAGCGGGAAUGCGAGCAUGACCUGCUGCAGGCGGCCCUGCAGUGGCUGACGCAGCAGCCGGAGCGAGAGGCCCACGCCUACCAGGUGCUGGAGCACAUCCACUUCCCGCUCAUCCCCAAGAGCGACCUGCUGCACCGCGUCAAGCCGGCUGUGUGCUCGCUGCUGCCCCGGGAGGCCAACUGCGAGGGCUUCAUCGAGGAGGCCGUGCGCUACCACAACAGCCUGGCGGCCCAGCCGGUCAUGCAGACCAAGCGCACGGCGCUCCGCACCAACGAGGAGCGCCUGCUGUUCGUGGGCGGCGAGGUCUCCGAGCGGUGUCUGGAGCUCAGCGAUGACACCUGCUACCUGGACGCCAAGAGCGAGCAGUGGGUCAAGGAGACACCCCUGCCGGCCCGACGGAGCCAUCACUGUGUUGCCGUGCUGGGGGGGUUCAUCUUCAUCGCCGGCGGCAGCUUCUCGAGGGACAAUGGAGGGGACGCAGCGUCCAAUCUUCUUUAUAGGUAUGACCCCCGCUGUAAACAGUGGAUCAAGGUGGCCUCCAUGAACCAGCGCCGUGUGGACUUCUACCUUGCCUCCAUCGAAGACAUGCUGGUGGCCGUCGGUGGCCGGAAUGAGAAUGGAGCUCUCUCCUCAGUGGAGACUUACAGUCCCAAGACCGACUCCUGGUCCUACGUGGCCGGCUUGCCGAGGUUCACCUAUGGCCACGCAGGCACCAUCUACAAAGACUUCGUGUACAUCUCGGGGGGCCACGACUACCAGAUCGGCCCCUACCGCAAGAACCUGCUGUGCUACGACCACCGGACGGACGUGUGGGAGGAGCGCCGGCCCAUGACCACCGCGCGGGGCUGGCACAGCAUGUGCAGCCUGGAGGACCGCAUCUACUCCAUCGGGGGCAGUGACGACAGCGUGGAGUCCAUGGAGCGCUUCGACGUGCUGGGCGUGGAGGCCUACAGCCCGCAGUGCAACCAGUGGACCCGCGUGGCCCCGCUGCUGCACGCCAACAGCGAGUCGGGCGUGGCUGUGUGGGAGGGCCGCAUUUACAUCCUGGGCGGCUACAGCUGGGAGAACACGGCCUUCUCCAAGACGGUCCAGGUGUAUGACCACGAGAAGGACAAGUGGAGCAAAGGCACCGACCUGCCCAAGGCCAUCGCCGGCGUGUCCGCCUGCGUCUGCGCCCUGAAGCCACGGCUGGAGGACAAGAAGAAGAAGGGCAAGGCCAAGAGGCACCAGGACCGGGGCCAGUGACGCCACCGUGCCUGCUGGGACCUGGUCCCCACCGCCACCUCCCAGAGUGUCCGUAGGCCAGCAACGACUUCCUAGAACCCUGGAACCAUGAUGUAUCACUUAGCAGCUUUUUUUACUUUUAUGAUUCUUAGUAUUUCUAUACUAUCACCGUAAUCGAUUAAAUAUUCUACGUAACUUUA
Myotis davidii is the source of this 2046-nucleotide messenger RNA. RefSeq names its product kelch like family member 36 (gene KLHL36). Lineage: Eukaryota; Metazoa; Chordata; Mammalia; Chiroptera; Vespertilionidae. The record is from RefSeq and is a predicted model, not a curated record. The coding region runs from base 20 to 1867 and encodes 615 amino acids. Gene Ontology annotation, molecular function: cullin family protein binding. The transcript is spliced from 4 exons.